ACAAGCUCUAGUAAGAGUGAGUAAAUUAGCAACAAGCUUUCUUCUUCUCAUCAUCUUCUGUGAUAAUAAUAUUAUAUAUACAUAUAUAUUUAUAUAGAUUCAGCAUUAUUCAACCUCUAUAUGGAAUCAAACCGUAAGAGAAGAGGGUUCAUGAAGGGAAAGUUGAUCCCAUUCUACCGGGCGGCUAAGCCUUCCUCAACGAGUGGUACUAGUCAUGUGCAGUACACGAGCAGCAAGGCCAUGAAGCCAAUUAGCCAGUCCUCAGCUCCUUCAGUGCCGGCUUCGGUAGGGUUUGUGGUUCACCAAGACUACGUUAAGCCCAAAGUCUCCUUCGUUUUGCCCGACAACACCCGCGAUUUGCCUGUGCAAUUCGACAACCUCUAUGGCAUCUCCGUCGAUGAGGGCGUCGACACCAAGGCCGCGACUUACAUAUCUUCCGUCCAAGAGCGCUUCAAGCUUGAACGAAUCAACUCCGAGAGAAUGAAAUGCUCAGAAAUGAUCCGUUGAUGGAAAUAUACUUCGGGAUCACGUCCUCAUGAUAUCCUACUUCAAAUAGAUUGGCUAAUAAUAUAUAUAUUAAGGUGUUUUCUGAAGAGAGAAUUAAGGUGUUUUGUUCUUUCUUUUUUCUUGCAUGUCACAUUAAGGAUUAGUAUUAUGUAAUUUAGAUCAUCAGGGGGUCGGAGUGACUGAUGAGUUAGUACGACCCAUCAAAUUGUUAUUAUGAUAAGUGUUC
Molecule: messenger RNA, 733 nt
Organism: Morus notabilis
Lineage: Eukaryota; Viridiplantae; Streptophyta; Magnoliopsida; Rosales; Moraceae
Exons: 1
Coding region: 121-507 (128 amino acids)
Source: RefSeq, a predicted model, not a curated record